AUGCCCCGUAUCUGGUUCAUCACCGGCUGUUCCUCCGGCUUCGGACGCCAGUUGGCCAUUACCGCCGCUGAGAGCAAAGACACCGUCGUUGCCACCUCGCGCGACCCCUCAAAGCUAUCCGAUCUGACCUCGAUGGGCGUUAUUGCGAAGAAGCUUGAUGUGCAAGCCAGCGAUGACGAUGUCAAAGCGGUUAUCGACGACAUUGUGUCUACUGUUGGACCAAUUGACAUCCUGGUAAACAACGCGGGCUCUGUUUUGGGAAGGAGGCAUAGAAGAGUGCAGAUGCGCGUCUUGAGAGCGGCUCUUCCCUCUAUGCGUGCCCGCAAAUCCGGGGUCGUCGCCAACUUUGGGUCAAUCGCCGGCUGGCAGAGCGACCCCGCGGUGGGCAUGUAUUGCGCUACCAAGGCUGCCAUUGCGCUCUACACCGAAACCCUACUCAACGAACUAGCUCCUUUCAAUAUUGAAGUCACCUGUGUUGAGCCGGGCUACUUCCGCACCAACUUCCUUACUGGUGGCCAUAAGGUCACUACCAAGAACCGCAUUCCCGAGUUAGACACUGGCACCCAGGACAAUCGUGAUGCCCUCGCUGCUAUCAGUCUCCACCAACCCGGCGAUCCCAUUAAGGGCGCUCAGGUUCUCUUCGAGGCUUUUACCAAGACUGGUCGCUGCGAGGGACGUAGUCUCCCAGGAAGAUUAGCCCUAGGACGGGAUUCCUUGUCGGCCAUUGCGGGUAGUAUUGCCCGUGAACAAGAGAUGCUUGAUAGUUGGAAGGAGAUUAUUGGUUCCACGGGUUGUGAUGAUGUGCAAGUCUAG
Penicillium concentricum is the source of this 813-nucleotide messenger RNA. RefSeq lists its product as uncharacterized. The record is from RefSeq and is a predicted model, not a curated record. NCBI's taxonomy places the organism in Eukaryota, Fungi, Ascomycota, Eurotiomycetes, Eurotiales, Aspergillaceae. The transcript has 2 exons. Bases 1 to 813 code for a protein of 270 amino acids.